Messenger RNA from Epinephelus moara (kelp grouper), 1717 nucleotides. It is a transcript of the gene nkap, whose product is annotated as NFKB activating protein. Lineage: Eukaryota; Metazoa; Chordata; Actinopteri; Perciformes; Serranidae. The record is from RefSeq and is a predicted model, not a curated record. Gene Ontology annotation, cellular component: nucleus. The transcript has 8 exons. Gene Ontology annotation, biological process: regulation of gene expression. Bases 170 to 1423 code for a protein of 417 amino acids. Gene Ontology annotation, molecular function: chromatin binding.
UAUUUGGGGACGGACGUAUUAGCACUUCCUGUUAUUAAACGCAGAGAAAAAGAGAAGAAGCAUCAACAUGGACGCGUGUUAAUUUUUCUCUAAAUCUCCCUCAAUUCAUUUACUUUUUAUCUUCAGUGUGUCCCGUAGUUUCAGUGAGAGUCUACAGCGGUCGGUGGAUAUGCCUAUGUCCGAUCGUUCGAGCUCAGACGGCGGCGGGGAGCCCCGGAGUCCUCGGAGUCCUCGGAGUCCUCGGGCCCGGAGACCUCGCACUCGCUCCCGCAGCCGCCACCGCAGCGACAGCCGUGAGCGGAGCCUGUCUCCGUACAGCUUCGGACCCAAACUGCCGAAGCCUCGUAACAGGGAGAAGGAGCACGAGGAGCGGGAUCGCCGGUUCAAAGAGGCCAGAAACAUCCGGAGGAUCCGCAUAGGAAGCCCCCGUAGGAGUCGGUCUCGGUCCAGGUCAAGGUCCAGAUCCAGAUCCAGGGAUCGUCACGGUGCUAACAACAACCACUGGUCCGAGCAGCGGGACGGUCCUGGAAAACAUGGCAGCUUCAAAGAUGAUUAUUACUAUGAGCAGCAGCGGGACGACGCUCAGAGACAGAGACAGGAGGCCUUCAUCGCCAGGCGUCUGCAGGAGAGGGAGAGGAUCGGGGAGUUAGGUUGUCCUGAAGUUUGGGGAUAUUCACCCAGAGUGAAGGAGCCAGACUCUGAUGAGUUCACACCAGUCGAAGAAGACGAGAAAAACAGCAGCUCAGAGUCGAGCUCAGAAGAAGAAAGGAAGAAGAAAAAGAAGAAGAAGAAAUCCAAGAAGAAGAAGAACAAGAAGCACUCGGAGGACAGCGAGCUGGAGUCAGAUUCAGAUGAGGAAGAAAUAAAGAAGAAGAAAAAGAAAAAGAAGAGCAAGAAGUCAAAGAAGUCCAAGAAGAAGAAGGCGAAGAAGAGCCGCAAGGAGUCCAGCAACUCCAGCAGUGAAGAGUCAGAGGAGGAGGAGGAGGAGGAGGAGGAUCCCAACGGGGUGAUGUGGGUGGAGAAAACCUGCAUGGAUGAACACGUGGUCGGCCCCGAAGCUCCGCUCACACAUUUGUCGCAGGACGACCGACCUUUGGAUUUUGGUCAUGCACUGUUGCCAGGUGAAGGUGCUGCGAUGGCGGAGUACGUGAAAGCAGGCAAACGUAUCCCCAGAAGAGGUGAGAUCGGUCUCACCAGCGAUGAGAUCGCAAACUUCGAGAAGUCUGGCUACGUGAUGAGCGGCAGCAGACAUCGCCGUAUGGAGGCCGUGCGUCUGAGAAAGGAAAACCAGAUCUACAGUGCAGACGAGAAGAGAGCGCUGGCGUCCUUCAACCAGGAGGAGAGGAGGAAGAGAGAGAGCAAGAUCCUGUCGAGCUUCAGGGAGAUGGUGUACAGGAAGACCAAAGGCAAGGAGGAGAAGUGACAUCACACAUCUCUACAGAUCAGAAAACACCUUUACUUCCUGUCUUGAUGUAUUAAUGUUUUAUUUUUUUGGAGGAUGAAUACAUUCAGUUUAAACCAAAUGUAAACUGUGGAGAGAGAAUUUUAAUUGUAAAGAAAUGUGUUGAAUGAGUCUGAGAAGUUUUCUGUUGUGUUAUAUUCUCCAUCAUAUCUACUCACUGGAACUAGUCUCUGCAGUGUUCAACCUUAAUUUUCUGUUGUAAAUAUUUUGUGAAUGAUCCUGAUUAAAAUGGUAAAUAAAUUCUCAUCACCAGGC